Messenger RNA from Dendrobium catenatum, 3521 nucleotides. Its product is annotated as protein FAR1-RELATED SEQUENCE 6. The record is from RefSeq and is a predicted model, not a curated record. Lineage: Eukaryota; Viridiplantae; Streptophyta; Magnoliopsida; Asparagales; Orchidaceae. Gene Ontology annotation, molecular function: zinc ion binding. Bases 116 to 2635 code for a protein of 839 amino acids. The transcript is spliced from 5 exons. Gene Ontology annotation, biological process: regulation of DNA-templated transcription.
UCUCGUAAGUCCUAACACAGUCAACAAAAAAUUACCUUAACGUAACCCCAACUCCCCCACUGGCCAUUCCUCCGAUCGGCAAACUUCGAAGAUUCCCGGCGACCGGAGGGCGGCAAUGGAGGGUAGCAGCGUACCUAUGAAAAAAUCUAGGCGAAAUCGGAUCGUACGCCGCGAUCUUAACUCCCAGGAAAUAUCUGGAGAGACCGCCAUGGCUUCAGGCGAAAUGGAAGAAGUGGAGGAGGAUGAGAUCGACAUCGACAAUUCGAAUGAUUACGGCUAUGAAGGUGUACCAGAGGUCGGCAUGGUGUUCAAAACCCACCAGGAUGUUUCUAAAUUCUACAAGGCUUAUGCUCGGCGAGUGGGAUUCGGGGUCUCUGUGAGGAGAUCGUCCUUCACGAAAGAAGGUCUCUGCUUGUAUCUUGAGCUCAUGUGCUGCAAAGGCGGCGGCAACAAGCGUGCAGAACCUAAGUUCAGGAAGAGGACUAGUGCAACCACCAAUUGUUUGGCUAGGAUCCGGGUGAAGCUCUGGGCGGAUGGGCUGCUGCAUUUGGAGCUUGCUAAUCUUGAUCACAACCAUCCCGUCAGCCCUUCGAUGGCUCGAUUCUUGAAUUGUAAUAGGCAUUUGUCAGGAUCUGCGAAGAAGCGCGCUAGGAUUGAUGAGUGUGAUGCAGCCCAGAUUGGCGAGGAACAAGUGCAAGAGCCUGCCAAUGGUUUAGGCGCUCUGGAGGAUUUGCUUUUUGGUGAGAGUGACUGCAAGAGCUUUGUUGAAAGAGCAAGGUUGAAGCUUGGAGAAGGUGAUGCUGAGGCAAUUCGACUGUUCUUCACUCGGAUGCAGGCCAAAAACUCGAACUUUUAUAAUGUUAUUGAUUUGGAUGAGGUGGGGUGUGUGAGAAAUGUGUUCUGGGCUGAUGCAAGAUCCAGGGCAGCCUACCAGUAUUAUAAUGAUGUUGUGUCUCUUGAUACUACCUAUGUCUCUAAUAAGUAUGAUAUGCCACUUUCAACUUUUGUAGGAGUUAACCAUCAUGGUCAGUCUGUGCUACUUGGUUGUGCUUUACUCUCAGAUGAGAGUACCGAAACCUAUAUAUGGUUGCUGAAAGCUUGGAUAGCUUGCAUGUCGGGGCAGCUCCCCAAGGCAUUAAUCUCUGAUCAUUGUAAAAGCAUUCAGAUUGCAGUAUCUGAGGUGCUUCCUAGAGUUCGUCAUCGACUUUGCUUGUGGCAGAUCAUGAAGAAAGCUUCGGAGAAGUUAGGUGGACUGACGGAGUAUAGGGCUAUCCAUAAAGCAAUGCAGAAAGCUGUUUAUGAUUCACUAAGCGUUGAGGAGUUUGAAAUGGAGUGGGGGAAGAUGAUUGAGAUUUAUGGGCUUCGGGAAAAUGAUUGGAUGAGUUCGUUGGAUGAAGGCCGACACUCUUGGGCUCCUGUCUAUCUGAAAGAUACAUUUUGGGCGGGUUUGUCCAUUACACAAAGGAAUGAAUCCUUGACUGCAUUUUUUGAUGGGUAUGUGGAUGCAAAGACUUCUUUGAAGCAGUUUGUUGGUAAAUAUGAAUUGGCUUUGCAAAGCAAGUAUGAAAAAGAAGCCCAAUCUGAUUUUGAAACAUUCCAUAAGCGGCGCCCCUCUGUAUCAAAAUUUUACAUGGAAGAGCAAUUAUCGACGGUUUACACCCUGGACAUGUUUAAAAAAUUUCAGGAUGAGAUAGAAGCUAUCAUGUAUUGCCAUGUAUCAGUUAUUAAGGUGGAGGAAUCAAUAUCUACAUUUGAUGUGAAGGAAUGCAUCUUCCUUGAGGAUGGGAAGAGGACAAUGAAUAAGAAUCACGGGGUUCUCUACAAUUCAGAAGAUAAGGAUGUUCAGUGCAUUUGUGGUUCUUUUCAGUUUACAGGAAUUUUAUGUCGGCAUGCUUUGUCUGUCUUCAAGCUACAGCAAGUGCAUGAAAUUCCAUCUCAGUAUGUUCUUGAUCGGUGGAAGAAGGAUUUCAAGCGCUUGCAUGUUCUGAACAGGUUCUCAGAAGAUGUGGUUUCUAGCAAUAGAAUUGGUCGAUAUGAUUACUUGUCAAUGCGAUGUCUUCAACUUGUUGAGGUUGGGGUUUUAUCUGACAAAUACCAACUUGCUUUGAAGUUGAUUAGGGAAAUGGAGAAGUUUCUUCUGAGUGACAGUACACAUGAAGGGACACAACCAAAGAUUAUUGCUCGUGUAAAUAAGCCAUCUAAGCCAGAUAAUGUUUCCAUUGAAUACAUUGGAUGUGCCACUCUCUUGGAUAAGGGAAUUGAAGGGAGACGAAGGCGCGGUCGAGCAUCACAAGUGAAUGAAUCUCAGGAGCAAGUUAGCUCAAAUAUUUUGCCUCAUGGGAGCCAGUAUGUAUUGCAAAUGCCUCCUCAACAAUUCAUUGACAAUCAAACAGCAAUUAGGCCCAGCAUUGUCUAUAUGUUCCCGGGAGGGUUUAAUCCGCAUGCCCUUGGUAAUGGAACAAUGAUGCCAUGGAUGUAUCAUCAAAUGUACCAGCCUAAGGAUCCUUCUGGCUUUGGUACUGCUCAAGCCAUUAGAAAGCGGAAGGUAUCUCGCCGCUUAAAGACGACACAAGGAGGUGAAAACCCACAUUGUCCUCCACCCCACCUGUGUCAUAGAACUGCCUCUGCACUGUAGAAGAUCUGCUCUUGGUGUGUGUUAAACCACACAUAAACUUUGCAUUUCAUUAAUUGCAAACUUAAGCUUGCAUCUCCUUCAACAAUUGCUUAUGAUGGAAAUUUUAUACCGCGCCUUGGCAUCCAGCUGAUAUGUUUGUUUAAUCUUUGCUGGACGAUCUGUUGGUUUAAGUUGCUUCCAGUUUGUUGCAAAAUAGUUAUUUUCUUGAAAUUAGACCUGUUCGAAGCUUCGGUGCAUCUUAGAUUUUGAUCUCGGAUAUCUGAUUAUCUCCAACUUGCUGUUUUUUGCCUUUUGAGAGUUAGCAAUUCGAGUCCAGAUGUGUAAUUAGAAGUCCAGAAAAGAUCUUGUAGAGUUUCCAAAAUCUAUGGCACGAACCACAGCUGAAAUCGUUGAUCUGAAAGAAAAAGACAUCAAUGGCAAGAUUGUUUGUGUGACGACUUUCAAUGCGAGGAAUCCUGCCAAGAGCAAUUUUCGAAGUUUCAUGGCUUAGGCGCAGGAAGUAUACGGCAGCUAAGAAGUAGAGUUUCUUUCACAGGAUUGAAACUUAGGCUUCGUUUGGGACGGCUUUAUUACUACUUCAAUAAGGCAGUUUUUUAGUAAAAAACUAAAAUUUUUAUACUAGAAAACUGUUUUAAAAACUAGAAAGAAAGUCGUCCCAAACGAAACCUUACUGUGUGCCAUUCUGAAGCGGCUUAUGUUAAUUUUAUGCCAACAUAUUACAUGGGAUUUGACUUUGUCUGUAAGGCAGCUCUCAUCUCGGUCUUGUGGACUCUCUCUUAAUCUGUAAGAGAGAUGGAGUUGUGUAAAUAUUGUAGUGUGGUGUGCUUGGAUAAACUAUGUUGUGUUUUUAAUGAGAGUUCUGUUUAAGCUAGGAAAUUCUAGCUCA